This is a messenger RNA of Ziziphus jujuba (common jujube), 1644 nucleotides long. Its product is annotated as soyasapogenol B glucuronide galactosyltransferase-like. The transcript has a single exon. The record is from RefSeq and is a predicted model, not a curated record. Lineage: Eukaryota; Viridiplantae; Streptophyta; Magnoliopsida; Rosales; Rhamnaceae. The coding region runs from base 138 to 1631 and encodes 497 amino acids. Gene Ontology annotation, molecular function: UDP-glycosyltransferase activity.
ACUGUUGUACUAUAUAUUUGUAUACUGUGGACUAGCGAAGAAAACCUCCAUCACGCAAAGCACAUUUUCAUUCUGUUCUUUUUUUUUUUUUUUUUGUUUAAUUAUUAUUUUUGUUGCCGCUUUCCAAAGAAAUCAACAUGGAUUCAGAAACAGACCAAUUGAGAAUAUUUUUCCUACCAUUCAUAAGUGCAGGACACAUGAUCCCAAUGGUAGAAGAGGCAAGGUUAUUUGCCAAACACGGUGUUGAUGUUACCGUAAUUAUCACCCAAGCCAAUGCUGCUCUAAUCCAUAACAACAUCGACCGCGAUUUCAGAGCCGGCCACCGGAUCAGAACCCAUGCCAUACGAUUCCCGUCGGCCGAAGUCGGUCUCCCUGAAGGCAUCGAAAGCUUAAGCACCAUCACCUCCAUGGAAAUGAUGGGUUCAAUCAGACAAGCCCUGAAGAUACUGCAACAGACAAUCGAACAACUGCUUUACGACGGCCGACCAGACUGCAUUGUCGCCGACAUGUUCUACCCUUGGACCUUGGAAGUAGCAAAUAAGCUCGGGAUUCCAAGGCUUGCUUUUCGUGGCUGUAGCUAUUUCUCACUAUGCGCUGAAUAUUAUGUCAGGGUCUGUGAACCUCACAAGCACUGCUCUGUGGACUCCAAUUACGACGUCGUUUCGCUCCGUGGACUGCCGCAUAAGAUUGAUAUGUUGAUGUCUCAGUUACCAGAUUGGAGUAGAAAGGUAACGGAUUUCACAGAUUUUAUGGAGGUAAUGACAGGGGCAGAGGAAAAAAGCUAUGGGAUGCUCAUGAACAGCUUUAGCGAGCUCGAAAGCGAUUACGAGGAGUAUUUCAAAACUACGAUGGGGUUAAGAGCUUGGAGCGUUGGGCCGAUUUCUUUAUGGGUCAACAAAAAUGUUCCGGAUAAAGCACAAAGGUACAUUCAUAACACGAAUGACAAUAAAGAAUACGAAAUCGUCUCGUGGCUGAAUUCUAAAGAAGAUAACUCUGUGCUCUAUGUUAGUUUCGGAAGCAUGACUAAUUUAUCAGUGACCCAGAUUAAAGAAAUUGCUUAUGGGCUUGAAGCUUCUGGUCAUCCAUUCAUUUGGGCAGUGAAGAAGAUAGAGAGCAAGGAAUUGUAUUGCGAGGAAGCGUUUCCUGAAGGAUUUGAUGAGAGAAUGAGUGAGAGCAAAAAUGGUGUCAUAAUAAAGGGUUGGGCACCACAAGUGGUGAUAUUGGAGCAUCGAGCAAUUGGAGGUAUGGUGACACAUUGUGGUUGGAAUUCAAUACUUGAAUGUGUGAAUGCUGGGUUGCCGAUGAUCACUUGGCCUGUAUUUGCUGAGCAAUUUUACAACGAGAGGUUUUUGAUUGAUGUUGUGGGAAUUGGGGUGUCUAUGGGAGUGAAAGAAUGGAGUGACUUUGGGCAAGAGCCAAAGGAGGUGGUGAGCAGAGAAGAGGUUGAGAAAGCUGUGAAGGUGUUGAUGGGCGGUGGGGAGGAAGUGAAUGAGUUGAGAAAGAGAGCGAGUAAGCUGAGAGACGCGGCUAAGAAAGCUGUCGAGAUUGGAGGAUCGUCGCACGUCAAUCUUAUUGCUUUGAUAGAUGAGCUCAAGUCCCUGAAGAAUAUCCGGAAUGUUUGCAUUGACUAAGCAUGGCCGCUUA